Molecule: messenger RNA, 889 nt
Organism: Tinamus guttatus (white-throated tinamou)
Lineage: Eukaryota; Metazoa; Chordata; Aves; Tinamiformes; Tinamidae
Gene: ARGLU1
Product: arginine and glutamate rich 1
Cellular component (GO): nucleoplasm; mitochondrion
Molecular function (GO): cadherin binding
Source: RefSeq, a predicted model, not a curated record
AUGGCUCACUUCCACAGACACGUUCACUCAUCCCGUAUUAUGUUUUGUGAAACCAUGUGGCUUCAAGAAGUAGAAGGGGACUUUGCACCCAACUCUCCCCUGUCUCCAAAGUUCAGCAGCACGAAGGGGCGCGCGCGGAAGCGCUCCAAGUCGCGGGAGAGCAAGCGGUCCCGGCGGCGCGAGUCGCGCUCCCGUUCCCGCUCCAACACGGCCCCCUCGUCCCGCCGCGAGCGGGAGCGCGAGCGCGAACGCGCCUCCUCCCCGCCCGACCGCAUCGACAUCUUCGGGCGCACCGUGAGCAAACGCAGCAGCCUCGACGAGAAGCAGAAGCGUGAGGAGGAGGAGAAGAAGGCCGAGUUCGAGCGGCAGCGGAAAAUUCGCCAACAAGAAAUUGAAGAGAAACUCAUAGAGGAAGAAACUGCUCGAAGAGUAGAAGAGCUCGUGGCUAAGCGCGUAGAAGAAGAACUGGAGAAACGGAAGGAUGAGAUUGAGCGAGAGGUUCUGCGCAGGGUGGAGGAGGCUAAACGCAUCAUGGAAAAACAGUUGCUCGAAGAACUCGAGCGACAGCGACAAGCUGAACUUGCAGCACAAAAAGCCAGAGAGGAAGAAGAGCGUGCAAAGCGUGAGGAACUAGAGCGAAUACUAGAAGAGAAUAAUCGGAAAAUUGCAGAAGCACAAGCUAAACUGGCUGAAGAACAAUUGAAAAUUGUUGAAGAACAAAGAAAGAUUCAUGAGGAAAGGAUGAAACUAGAACAAGAGAGACAACGUCAGCAAAAGGAAGAGCAAAAAAAGAUCCUGGGCAAAGGAAAGUCUAGGCCAAAACUGUCCUUCUCACUAAAGAGCCAGGAUUAAGUUGCAACUCUGAACUCUUAAAAGAAACAGGAAAAAA